CCUUACGUUGACGAUGUUAUCAUCUUGGCCAGAGAUGAAGAGGAAGCUGUUAAGAAUCUAAAAGAGGUCCUCUCGAGUCUACUCACAAAGACUAUAAGCAUAUUCUGGCAGUCAUAGAUGCAUUUACGAAGUUCUGCUGGUUAUACCCAACCAAAUCGACGACUAGCAAUGAAGUUAUUACGAAGCUGACGAUUCAAAGCACGAUUUUUGGCAACCCUGCGUUUAUUAUCUCGGAUCGGGGUUCCGCCUUUACAUCCCAAGAUUUUCUGAAGUACUGCGACAACGAGGGUAUCAAACACGUUAAGACGACUACAGCACUUCCGAGAGUAAACGGCCAAGUGGAACGUUUAAAUGCGAUCAUCAUUCCUGUUCUGUCGAAGUUGAGCGUUGAUGAUCCGACGAAGUGGUAUCGACAUGUUAGCAAAGUUCAGCAGGCUAUCAAUUCGACGUACACCAGAAGUAUUGGCACUUCUCCAUUUGAGUUACUAACUGGUGUAAAGAUGAGGACCAACGCUGACCAUAAACUGAGAGAUCUUAUCGACCAAGAGACGAAGGCAAUAUUUACAGACGAAAGAAGCGAGCUCCGUGCCAAGGCGAAGGCACACAUCUCCAAGAUCCAAGACGAAAACAAGAAGUACUACAACCUACGUCGUAAGCAAGCUCGAUCUUAUAGUGUUGACGACCUGGUUGCAAUUAAGAGGACGCAAUUUGGCAGUGGUCUCAAACUAAAACCAAAAUACUUUGGACCCUACCAAGUUAAGAAGGUGAAGCACAACAACGCAUACGAUGUCGAAAAGGUAGGCAAGUGCGAAGGGCCUAAAGUGACGUCCACAUGUGCAGAGUACAUGAAGCCCUGGAGCCCAAACCGAGACGAUGAAGAAGAUGACCCAGCAUUCGGGUCGAAUGCGUAAUCAGAAUGGCCGAAUGUGGGAUGUGCAUUUGCGAAGUGUAUCAAUCCCACUGUACACGAGAGACGAGACGACGAUCAAGAGAGAACGUGAGCGUGUGAGAAAAGACGAUCAAGAGGGAUGACAAACGAAUGAGAGAUGACGACGGGAGAGUUGGUUUUUGCGCGUCAAACAAGACGGACGUGUUUUGAGGUCUUGCGUCAUAGUCGGAUGCAAGGUCAAGUCGAGUACCAUAGACGGGUGCUAAAAGUCGUGUGUCAAAGUCGGACACUUAAAGUCGAGCGCCAAAGUCGGGCGCGAAAAGUCGAAGCGUCGUAGACGGACGCCAAAGUUGAGCCGAGCCAAACGUCGAUUGUCAUUUCACAUAGUGUAAUCUCUAUAAAGUCGUAUUUUCAUGUAAACCCCCUAGACUAUAAUUAUAUCGUUAAAUAAAA
Messenger RNA from Drosophila willistoni, 1342 nucleotides. RefSeq lists its product as uncharacterized. Bases 501 to 911 code for a protein of 136 amino acids. Lineage: Eukaryota; Metazoa; Arthropoda; Insecta; Diptera; Drosophilidae. The record is from RefSeq and is a predicted model, not a curated record. The transcript has 2 exons.